GAUGAAAUGAAAACUUGGAAAGGAAGAAACUCUUCGAUUUUAUUUCGUAAUUAGGAUAAUACGACAUGAACAAGGGGAAUAUGGAUGGAAUAACUGAUAUGGAGUAACAUCUCUCUCACCGUCUGCUUUCGUCAACCAUUUUCAGGGGGCUGGAGGGGGCAGGGACAGGGGCCAUGGCAGAGGCAGAGGAGGCUCUGGGACAGGAGGACUGGAAGGAGAAGUGUUUCGUCCUGGAAGCCCUGCUCAUGAAGUUCCGGGUGCAGAUCAUCAAGAUCAGAGAGCUAACGGCAGACAAGAUUCAGCAGCUGGAGACGCAGGUGGUAGAGUCAGACAAACGUGCCUUCAAAGCUCACCAGCAGGUGCAGUGGAUGGAGGAGAAGGCGAAGGCUCCAGACGGUCAGUCAGGUGACUCUGAGGUGCGGUUGUUCAAACGCUGUCAGGACCUACAGUCUCUCCUACAGGAGAAGGAUGAUGUCAUCACCCUGCUGGAGACACAGCUGGAGGAGCAGAAACAGAUCCGAGCCCAGGAUGCUAAGACUGUGGAGGAGAAAGCAGCGAAGAUCAAAGAGUGGGUGAUGCUGAAGCUGUGUGAGUUUGAGGUGGAGAAUGCUGCUCUGAGAGAGACCAACAUUCAGCAGGAGGCUCAGAUCCAGGAGAUACAGAAACAGAUGCAGGCCCUGGAGCAAAAGCGAGGAGUUGGUGUCCAGUCUAAGCCCGGGGAAGCCCAGCGUCUCAGCAGCCUGACGUUUGGCUGUUUCCAGGUACGAGGGAAGAACCCCCAGGUCCUAACAGGCCCCGAGCCCGUCCAGAGGACCCUCAGAACCCAGCCCGAGGCCGAAGGGGGGAACAACACUGAUAACGGCACUAACCAGACAUCAUACUCCUCCGGGGCAGAGAGUGGAGGCCACAGAGCAGCGGAUGCUACCUCAGAGGAGGAGUCUGAGAGUGUGUGUGAGAGCGCAGGAGGGCCAGAGUUUCACUGUGUGUCCUCUGUGCUCUCCAAUGCUGCUUCAGAGGGUGAGGGUGGACGUUUCAGUGAGGGAGGGGGGUGUCCUCUGAAGUACAGCCGUCCCGGCAGCGAUACCUACCUCACGGCGUCCGAUGACAGCAGCUCUCUGUUUGAUGAUGACAUGGAGCGUACUAAGCGCCCCCACUUCCACCUGCCGGGGUCCGGGGAGGGGGGGCUAGCGGAGAAGGAUGGGGUCAGGGAGAGGAAGCUUGAGGACUGCUCCUCGGACGAACUCAACAAACGCUUCCAGUCCCAGAGACUAGACUCUUCGUCCUCCUCCAGUGACCCCUCCAACACCCCUAGCCCCAUCCUCACCCCCACCCUCACCCCCAAGCGCCCCACCUCCACCCAGGACUCCAGAGACCUCCCUGCCUCCCCCAAGCAGCCCCGCCUGCGGACGACCGCUGGAUUUGGAGUGAUGAGCGUGGCCCUGGCCAAGAGACACCUGAGCCAGCCGCCAAUCAGCACGGAGGCGGCUCAUGGACGGACACGCAAUGCCAUCAGCAUGCUCCGCCCCCUUAGGCCCCAGGAGACCGACCUGGAUCAGGAACAGGAGGUCAGCAUGGAGACAAGUAGAGACACUCUGCCUCAGCCAGCCACCAAGCCGACCUUGAGCACCUCACCAGCCUCACUCGCCACGGACGAAGAGGAGCCCCCAGAGAUCCCAGACCCUCCUCCCACGGUGCCAGGGAGCAAACCACCAACACCCCCUCUACACAGGUUCCCCUCCUGGGAAAGCCGGAUAUAUGCAGUGGCUAAGUCUGGCAUCAGACUGUCAGAGACCUCAUGUACAGACCAGACAAGCAAAGACCCCUCCCUCCAGUCCUCGUACCCUGCUUUUGUGCUCUACACAUCCCUCAUCUAUAAGAACAUGACCACGCCUGUUUACACUACGCUGAAGGGGAAAGCCACUCUGCUGAGCAGUAGUCCAUUCUCAGAGUCGUGCAGCUCAGAGUCGUCGUCCAGCUCAGAGGAGUCGUCCAGCUCAGAAGUAGAGGAAGCAUCUAAAUGUAGCUCACACCCCUCUAGAUCCGGCUCACGCAAGAACAGCAACCCCGGCAGCCCCCGCUCCCUCAAGAGAGCAGUGUCCAUGUCGUCCAUGACAUCAGAGAGUGACUAUGCCAUUCCUCCUGAUGCCUACUCUACUGACACAGAGUGUUCUGAGCCAGAGCAGAAACUGCCCAAGACCUGCUCCAGCACCCGCGACAACGGCAAGAGUGAGCCCAUGGAGAAGUCAGGGUACCUCCUGAAGAUGGUGAAGACGUGGAAGAAGACGUGGAAGAGGCGCUGGUUUGUCCUCAAAGAUGGAGAGCUGCUCUAUUACAAGUCACCGAGUGAUGUCAUCCGGAGACCACAGGGUCAGAUUGAGGUCAACGCCACCAGUAGCAUCGCCCGUGGUGACGGGAAGCAAGUGCUCCAGAUUGUUACAGGGAAGAGGGUAUACUAUCUGAAGGCAGACUCUCCCAACCUGCUAGAGGAGUGGCUGAGGGUUCUACAGAGUGUUCUGAGGGUCAAAACAGCCAGCCCACUUUUUGCUCAGCCUGAGAUACGACCCGGGAUGAAGGGCCACCUCAUCAAGGUGAAACAUGGCUACUCCAAGCGGGUGUGGUGCGCCCUCAUCGGUAAAACACUCUACUACUUCCGCAGUCAGGAAGACAAGUUCCCCCUAGGUCAGAUCAAGCUGUGGGAGGCUCGGGUGGAGGAGGUGGACAGGUCACAUGACUCGGAUGAGGAGCUGAAGUCAUGCGGGAGGGGCUUAGAGGCCCCGCCCCACACCAUAGCUGUCCAUCCCCAGGAGCAGGGCCCCACCUACCUGCUCAUUGAAUCCCGACAUGAGAAGGAUGCUUGGCUGUAUCACCUGUCGGUGGCAGCGGGCACCACUUUGGGCAAGGUGGGCACAGAGUUUGAGCAGUUGGUGGGCAAACUCCUCAAUGUGGAGGGAGAACCAAACUCUCAGAGCUGGAGGCACCCCAUGCUGUGUUUCAGUAAAGAGGGUCUGGUCUCUGCCCUCACCACCCUGCCCUCUCAGGCCCUGCAGACUGAGGCCAUCAAGUUGUUUAAGACAUGCCAGCUCUUCAUCAACGUGGCCAUCGAUGCUCCAGCUAUUGACUACCACGUGUCCCUGGCCCAGAGUGCUUUGCAGGUGUGCCUGACCCACCCAGAGCUACAGAACGAGUUAUUCUGUCAGCUCAUCAAACAGACAACCAAGAGACAGCCCCAAGGGCAGCCCUGGCCCUUACAGGGCUGGCAGUUCCUGGCUCUGUGUGUGGGUCUCUUUCUGCCCCAGCACCCCUUCCUUUGGCUGCUGCAGGUACACCUUAAGAGGCAUGGAGACUCAAGAACAGAGGUGGGUAAAUACGCCAUCUACUGUCAGAGGUCGGUAGAGCGGACACAGCAGAAGGGUGAGCGCCAGGCCAGGGCGUCCCGUAUGGAGAUCCUGUCUAUCCUUCUCAGGAACCCAUACCACCACUCACUGCCCUUCAGUGUACCUGUUCACUUCCUCAACAACACAUACCAGGUAGUGGGCUUUGAUGCCUCUACCACAGUGGAGGAAUUUCAGUGCAGACUGAACCAGGACACAGGCAUGAGGAAAACUGGUCAAUCAGGCUUCAGCCUCUACACGGACGACCCUACUGGACGAGAGCUGGAGCACUGUCUACAGGGGGGCAUCAAGAUCUGUGACAUCAUCUCCAAAUGGGAGCAGGCCUCCAAGGAGCAGCACACGGGCAAAUCUGAGAACACCAGGACUGUCAGGCUCACCUACAAGAACAGGCUCUACUUCUCUCCACAGGUGAGAGGUGAGUCCGAGAGAGAGAGGCUGCUCCUGGUCUAUCAGGCCAACGAUGCCAUCGCAGCUGGACACUUCCCUGUCAACAAGGAGCUGGCUCUGGAGAUGUCUGCCCUGCUUGCCCAGGUGGAGUUUGGAGAUUUUGAGCGUCCGUUCUCCACCCCAGCCAGCCCCAACUCAGCCCAGACCAAGUCCAACCAGACCCUGAAACAGGUACUGGAGAGGUUCUACCCAAAACACUACCGCAGGACAUCCACUGAGGAACAACUCAGGCAACUGCGCCAGCGUCUGUCCACCCGAUGGGCAUCACUCAGGGGUCGAAGUUCAUCCGAGUGUGUACGCAUCUACCUGACUGUGGCUAGGAAGUGGCCCUUCUUCGGGGCCAAGCUGUUUGAAGCAGAGUCCAUCACGCCCUCUCCUGAGCAGGGUGCCCACCUGUGGCUGGCAGUGCAUGAGGAUGGCAUCAGCGUGCUGGAGCACAACUCCAUUAAACUGCUGGUGUCCCACCCUUAUAAGAACCUGAUGACGUUUGGAGGCUGCAGGCAAGACUUUAUGCUGGUGGUAAGCCAGAGCAUUGGCAGUAAUGCUACCAAAGACAAGCCCACAGAGAAACACCUGUUCACUAUGGCCACCUCCAAGAACAGGGAGAUGACCCUUCUCAUCUCCAGUUACAUCAACAGUGCCCAUCAACAGAAAGCCGCCACCCACCACCUCUCUGCCCCUGCCUUGCUGGUGGCUCAGCCUGUCAAUCUCAAGAGCAAAGAGCUAAGGAGUAAAUCACCACCGGCGGCGGGCAGACCUAGCAAGGCACCUACUCUCCUGUGAUCGCCCUUCUACAAGCUGCAAGAACCGCUACAUACAUUUAUAUCAGGCCAGGGGAUCAGCGGAGUACGUGGAAUCAGGGUUGUGUUCAGUAGGUACGAAAUGGAGUGAAACAGUGGGGGGUACAAUCUUAACCUGUCCAAUAAGAAACAACCAUUUACUUUUCCCAUUGCAAAACGUUUUGAUACGUUGUGGCUUAAUGACGCCACCCAGUCUCGUCUCUGAUCACGUGACAGGGGACUGACGAACUCCAGUGCAGAGACUUAUGGCAUGGUACAGUGAGCUUUUUCUCAUCCCUGUGCACUUUAAUUCAUCCGCUGUAGAUCCUUCUGUUCGCUCACCAAAGAGCAAGGUCGGUGUUAUUUAUUGACAGACAGCCUUAAACUCUAAAGCCUUCUCUAGUUUAAGCUUUUCAGUAUUUUCUAUUGCUUGUUUUAUAUUUUUGUAACUUUGUACACAGUUUACUUCCUGCCUUUAAACUUUUGUACCUCUAUUACUAUAAUAAUAAUUCUGGGGGUGCUUAUAUUUGUCCUGUUACACACUAGUGUGUACUCCAAAUGUUUUUUGUUUGUUGCAUAUCCCAACUCCCCAUUAGACACCCACAAGGAGUGGGGUCACGGCCAGGGUCGCCGUUGUAUAGCGCCUCUCGAUAUUUUUCUUCUGUUUUUACUGCGACCUAUAAUGCCAGUUUCCAACAGAGGACCUUUUUUUGUUGUUCAUAUUCCUGGGUGUGAAAUAAGGUAAAGGAAACCAACACGAUCAGCCUAUGAUAUAGCCUUAAGUACAAGUGCCAUGUAGAACAGGAUUAUUGAAAGGAUAUAGGAUGACGUUGGGGUUGCUGUUUUAGCCAACCGGCCCACUAUUGUUGGAGUGAAGAGAUGAAUAAGCUUCCUUCGUGCAAAGUUGGUUGCAUGGACAGUACAGAGAUUGAGGAAAGGGAGUGGUGUAAGUGGCUAGUUUGUGGAGACGUUGGAAAGAAUGCAAUGGAAGUGAUUGAUGCAUAUGAUUGGGUAAGUGGAAGUGACACAGUACAGGAUUGAGAAAGACCGCUUUAUGAGUAGUUGGUAUGUUAAAAGUCCAAUGCAGCCAUUUAAAAAAAAUCUCAAUUCACAUUUCUGGGUAACAAUUAAGUACCUUACUGUGAUUGUUUUCAAUUGAAAUGGUCAAAAGGGAACAACAGCAGCUUCUUAGAAAAAUGAUAUUUCUCCAGCAAGAAUGUUGCUAGGACUGUCUGAGAGUGGCCUGAGUGAGGGGCCUAAUCGGAGGAGCCUAAUCAGAGGAGCCUAAUGGGAGGGAAGUGUAACCUUAAAACCAGCUUUUAUUGACAGAGAUGAGGGCAAACUCUCUUUGUUAUUGGUCUAUUAACUCAUCUCGCUUGGUGAUGUCGAUUGGCGGUCCAAAAUUCCACCCAGUCAAACAAGCUGAAAUGUCAGGCACCCUUUUUAAAACAGCCCUUACACUAAAAGGGCAUUUUCACAAUUUCACAGUAUUAUUCCAACCUUUAUAGUGUGGAAAUAUAUAUCAAACACAGCAAAAUCAUGUUUUAGACUGCACUGCCCCUUUAAAAGAUGGUCGAGCCCUAUGAAGUGGUGAGGAAAUACUGCAUCAACUUCAAAACUCCCUUGCUAGUGCUACAAUCAUGUAACUAAGAAACUUGCUGGAAAGUAACUUCAAAAUGAUUUAUUGUUUUGUUGAAUAGUCAUGACUGGUUUAAGAUAUCUGUCUGAAGAUGGCGGUGACGAAGAAUAUCAUUGCUGCAUUCCAGUGAAUUUCUCAAUUAAAUGAUUGUAUAACUAGCAAAGGGAUACUGAAGUUGCAUUAUUUAUGGGCUCCCGAGUGGCGCAGAGGUCUAAGGCACUGCAUCUCAGUGUUAGAGGCAUCACUACAGACACCCUGGUUUGAAUCCAGGCUGUAUCACAACCGGCCGUGAUUGGGAGUCCCAUAGAGUGGCAUACAAUUGGCCCAGCGUCGGCCGGUGUGGGCCGUCAUUGUAAAUAAGAAUUUGUUCUUAACUGACUUGCCUAGUUAAAAUAAAAUGUAUUUAUUCUGAAGUUUGGCAAUGAGGAUGAAAACUAGCAUAGUUUAGCCAGGGAAAACCAGCUCGGGCCAGUUGCACAUGUGCGCCAAUGCACACUAUUCAGUAUAUGCGUUGUGGGCCUGGGGGGGGGUAAAGGAGUGCAAUUUUUGGAAGGAGUUUGGGAGGGUGUGACAGUUGACAAAUGGAAUUUAAAGCAAAGCACAACCCAUUUGUUCCAUUUUGCAUCACGUUACUAUAAAGAUGAACUGGAAAGCAUAUUUUUGGAUCAGAAUGAUCAUUCAUUAGAAUCUGAACCCAUUUUGAGCUGUAUGUUCCUUGUUUCUCGUGCGUGUUUUGCUGUUCAUGCUGUGUGUCAUUCAAAAAUACAAGCUUAUACUGUAUGACUUAGGUAUUUAUUUUGAUAUGCCAUACAUUUUUAUAAAUAUAUGUAGAAUGCAUCUUUUAAAAUGGUCAUUAUUUGUACAAAUAUUUAAAUAAACGCCAUUGGCAAACGGACA
Oncorhynchus keta (chum salmon) is the source of this 7154-nucleotide messenger RNA. It is a transcript of the gene plekhh2, whose product is annotated as pleckstrin homology domain containing, family H (with MyTH4 domain) member 2. Bases 174 to 4622 code for a protein of 1482 amino acids. Gene Ontology annotation, cellular component: cytoskeleton; cytoplasm. Lineage: Eukaryota; Metazoa; Chordata; Actinopteri; Salmoniformes; Salmonidae. Gene Ontology annotation, biological process: negative regulation of actin filament depolymerization. The transcript is spliced from 30 exons. The record is from RefSeq and is a predicted model, not a curated record. Gene Ontology annotation, molecular function: actin binding.